Messenger RNA from Cyanidioschyzon merolae strain 10D, 2145 nucleotides. RefSeq names its product probable carboxyl-terminal protease. Gene Ontology annotation, molecular function: serine-type peptidase activity; endopeptidase activity; protein binding. The transcript has a single exon. Gene Ontology annotation, biological process: proteolysis. Lineage: Eukaryota; Rhodophyta; Bangiophyceae; Cyanidiales; Cyanidiaceae. The record is from RefSeq and is a predicted model, not a curated record. The coding region runs from base 1 to 2145 and encodes 714 amino acids.
AUGGGUUUUGCUUUUUCAGCCAAAGGGGAAUUCUUUACACCCUGCGAACCACAGAAAACGUAUGUAAGUGGUCUGAGCAACCAAAGAUGCGUUCAGCAGCGAACACCGCGUUUCCUCUUUAGGAGAGGGGGCUGCUGUCGCAGUUGCCGUCGCUGCUGCAACGUGCAGCCACUGCAGCGGCGACUCGUGAGCCGCUUGGAGGAAAAAAGACCCACUGAAGAAAAAUCUGAUGCACACGGACCGAAUCCUCUCAAAUCAGGCUCUCCGUUGUCGUUUGGGACCUUCUUGAAGAGCCGGUUCCAGGAGUUCCGACGCUUCUUGGCUGAACCCGUGCGAAUCUCCGUUCCCAAACCGCUUUUGAUCAUAGUCGGCGUUGUGGGUAGCAUCUUCGUGAUCGCUUUCGUAUCCUAUGCUCCGGACUGGAAAACCGAGUCGAAAAUCCGUGAAAAGGUAGCUUUAUUCGACUUUAUCCUCACGGAUAUUGUGCACGGCUACGUGGACCCCGUUGAUACUGACCAACUUUUCGAGGCCGGAGUCGAUGGGAUGCUUGGCUCUCUUGAUCCUUAUACCCAGUUUGAGGGAAAUAUUGCUGCUAGGGAAAUGCAACUCAAAACCUCCGGACGAUACGGCGGUGUGGGGCUUGGUAUCGCACAAAGCAUUUUGCAACCCGAAGAGACAGUGGUGCUGAACGCUUUCGAAGGCUAUGCUUUCGACCGCGGUGUCCGAGCCGGCGACGUCAUUGUGGAAGUUGACGGCACACCGGUACGCGGUAUGCCACUGGACAAAGUAACGGAGCUUUUGCGUGGCGAGCCCGGUACGCUGGUGCGCGUGCGCCUCGCCCGGGAAACGCGAGCACCCGACGGCAGUCGACGUCUCUUUGACGUGGUGCUCCCGCGUCGCCUCGUUACCAUCCAUGAUGUGCCGCUCUACGGUAUGAUUAGAAGCUACGAUGGAGUCGGUUACAUUCGGCUGCAGUCGUUUGCAACGAAUGCAGGUCGGGAACUGCGAGCUGCUAUUGAUAACAUGGUUCGAACGGGUCGAUUGAAGGCCCUCGUACUGGAUCUACGCAAUAACCCCGGCGGCUUGUUGGACGCUGCCGUGGAAACCGCAGAGGCGCUUGUUCCCAAAGAUUCAGCUAUUGUGAGCACCAAAGGCCGCGCGCUCGGAGAGACCGUCUUCAUGAGUGAUCGGGAGCCGUCCUUGCCGGCGGAUGUUCGACUCGUGGUGCUCACGAACGAGCAGACUGCCUCUGCAGCGGAGAUCGUCGCUGGUGCUGUUCAAGACCUCGAUCGCGGCGUUAUUGUCGGAACGCGCACUUUCGGCAAGGGUCUCGUUCAGAAUGUGGAGCCUUUACCCUAUAACACCGCGCUCAAGUAUACGGUUGGCAAAUAUUAUACACCAUCGGGACGCUGUAUCCAGUCCGUGAACUACAAAGAGGGAAGCGCGCUGACAGCCGCGCUGCCGGAAGCCGAGAGCGGUCGACCUUUUCUGGAUCCUUCGGGGACGUUGGUACCGGCGUUACCGCCAGCAAACGGAGCAGCGCGCUACCUGUCAACGAAAGUUCCCGAGUCGGAGCGCAAAACCUUUCGCACACUGCAUGGACGCAUCGUUCGUGACGGUGGUGGCAUUGAGCCCGACAUGGAAUCCACUGUAACGAAACCGAGUGAGCUGGAGCUGCAGUUAUUAGAGGGGGGCAAGUUUUUCUUUUUUGCAAAUCGGUACGCUGCAGGCAUAUCAAGCCUCCCCGAGGACUUCGAGGUCGACGACAAGCUGUACAAGGAGUUCCAGCGAUACGUUCUCGAAGAUGCUAGCAAAUGGCGAGAGCACACCCGAUUUGAGCCAGGUUUGAAGCUGUUCACGAGCACUUUUGCAGAGGCAGGCUACAAGAAUGCUGAAAAGGAACUAGAACAUCUGCGAGAGACCAUUGUCACUGAACUCAAGCAGGACUUUGAACGGCACGCCGAUGCCAUUCGGCAGCGAUUGGAGGAUGCCAUUCGACAGCGCUUUGAGCCAGAGAGCCGCCGACUCUCUGCAGCCCUUCGGUACGACAAGGUACUUCAGGAUGCAUUGCGGCUUUUGACGGAGAAACAAGGCGAAGCGUAUGAGCGUCUGCUGCAACCAGCAGCCGAGACUGCACAAACCUGA